CAAUCAGCAAAAUAUUACUCAGUUUGACGUGUUCAUCUUUGCAAAAACAAUUCCAGAUAUGGAUCCAAACAUGAGCAACAGCAUUUAUCUUUCUGAUGAUCAUGAGAAUGAAGAAACAAUAACCAUACUUGAUACUGGUUUGGAGGGAGAUGACAAGAUGAAGACUGUUUUGAUUUCUGAAUUCGUCAAGCAACUCGAUGGGAAUGGUUUUCACCAAGAAGAACAUGACACCGAGGAUGCCGCUCUGCUUGCUGAGCAGAUGUUAGAAGUUUCGCUUUCAGAUGAGAGCAAUGAGGUUGAAGAAACCGAUGAAGAGCUGGUGGAUCAGGAGCCAGAGGAAACCCUAUCCGGGGGCAGGCCAGAUGCUGAAACUAUAGCGGAAAUAUUUUUGGGGCAAUAUUAUGGUCUUCUCUAUGAAUCUCCAGAGCUGGUGUCCAAUUUUUACAAAGAUGAAAGUGUACUAAAAUGGCCUGGUGUUGUUGAGUCAACAACGACAAUGGAAAGUAUAAAAGAAACAAUCAUGUCCUCAGAUUACCAGGGAUGCGAGGUGCAGGUUAUGAAUGUUGAUGCCCAGUUCUCUCUGAUGGAUGGAGUGAUUAUCACUGCUAUUAGUUGUUUACUUGGGAAAGACAAGAUGAAAAAAAUCAUCUCUCAAACAUUUUUCCUUGCCAAGCAGGAAACCGGGUGGUUUAUCUUGAAUGAUAGCCUUUGCGUGAUAGAUGCACAAGAAAUUUUGCAAGCUUCGUUUGCUGGUCAUGAUGGCCUUGAUGAAAGUGGUUCAGUUGCAGCUUUGAAUGAUUCCCCCAUUCAACCGAAAUCAGAAAACGAAGUCAUGUCCAUGGAAGCUAGAGAUGGUGUUGAGGAAACCCUAGAAGUCAUUCUCCCAGCUACUGAAUUUCCAAAGUUGCCAGUUAGCAAAGCUCUGAAUAUCACCACUGCCAGUGCAUCUACUGAGAAACCUGAGGGCAAGAAAAUUUCGUAUGCAUCGAUGGUGGCAAAAGAGACAAAAGCUUCAUCUUCUGCAGAUGAUUAUGGUCAUAAAAUUGUUAGGGUGGCUCCAAGUUCCAACCAGCAUCCAGUUGCUUCUCCCAAACCGGCGAGGAUGGCUCCAAGUGCUAACCGUGGAAGCUUUCGCUCUAGAAACUUCAAAGCCCAAAAGAAAGGAGAGGUUCAUUCUAAUGCGAGCUAUCGCGAUGAUGGUGGACGUGGCUAUGAUAGGGCAAACAGGGAAUUUAGUGCAAGUUACAGUGGACGCAAGGAUGGAAGAGCUUUUGGUUACGGAGGAAAACCAUAUCCGAAGAACAACUACAAGAAAGAUAGGCAGCCACAGAAUGGAGGGGGAAAUAAUUCUGCUGCCAGCGCUUGA
Oldenlandia corymbosa var. corymbosa is the source of this 1366-nucleotide messenger RNA. Lineage: Eukaryota; Viridiplantae; Streptophyta; Magnoliopsida; Gentianales; Rubiaceae. The record is from the annotation of a GenBank genome assembly.